Molecule: messenger RNA, 480 nt
Organism: Saccharomyces mikatae IFO 1815
Lineage: Eukaryota; Fungi; Ascomycota; Saccharomycetes; Saccharomycetales; Saccharomycetaceae
Gene: BET5
Product: TRAPP subunit BET5
Exons: 1
Coding region: 1-480 (159 amino acids)
Biological process (GO): endoplasmic reticulum to Golgi vesicle-mediated transport
Cellular component (GO): TRAPP complex
Source: RefSeq, a predicted model, not a curated record
AUGGGGAUAUAUUCAUUUUGGAUCUUUGACAGGCAUUGUAACUGUAUAUUCGAUAGAGAGUGGACAUUGACGUCCAAUAGUGCAAGCGGUACAAUAAAUUCCAAGCAAACUGAGGAAGAUGCAAAACUGCUAUAUGGUAUGAUAUUUUCGUUACGCUCCAUCACACAAAAACUUUCUAAGGGCUCUAUCAAGAAUGAUAUACGGAGUAUAUCCACAGGAAAGUAUAGGGUUCACACAUAUUGUACUGCUUCAGGACUAUGGUUUGUGUUAUUAUCCGACUUUAAGCAGCAAUCUUAUACUCAGGUACUACAGUACAUAUACAGUCAUAUUUAUGUCAAAUAUGUGAGCAACAACAUAUUAUCACCCUAUGAUUUUGCUGAAAAUGAAAGUGAAAUGAGAGGCCAAGGGACAAGAAAGAUCACCAACAGAAACUUCAUAUCUGUCCUUGAGUCCUUUUUAGCACCGAUGGUCAAUCAAUGA